Hibiscus syriacus is the source of this 552-nucleotide messenger RNA. RefSeq lists its product as uncharacterized. Gene Ontology annotation, cellular component: transcription factor TFIIF complex. Gene Ontology annotation, biological process: transcription by RNA polymerase II; transcription initiation at RNA polymerase II promoter. Lineage: Eukaryota; Viridiplantae; Streptophyta; Magnoliopsida; Malvales; Malvaceae. The transcript is spliced from 5 exons. The record is from RefSeq and is a predicted model, not a curated record. Bases 1 to 552 code for a protein of 183 amino acids.
AUGGAGUGCAAUAAAUGUUGUUUUCAGGUGGUUGCGGUUGUGCUGGUGGUUGUUUUAGGAACGUUGGCCGCAGUCGCAGUAGCCGAGGAACGGUCCCAGAGUCCGAUCGCAGCUGAAUUCGUUUCUCCCGAUUACUACGUCUGUGUAGAAUGGUAUUGCUGCAGGUUGAAGGGUGCACCUUGCAGAACCUAUUAUGAUUGCUGCCGUCAGAAGUGCGAUAUGAAUACAAGUAAUCAACUUUUUACCAUGGAUUUGGUUGGCACAGAAACUGGAGAUGUACCGAAGCGCUAUUCCAUGGACAUGACCAAAGACUUUGUUCCAAUGUCUGUGUUUUCACAGACAUCCCAAGGAAAGCUUGCAGUUGAAGGGGAAAUACUAAACAAGUUUGACAUGAGACCUCAUGAUGAAAACAUCGAGAACUAUGGGAAACUCUGCCGUGAACAGACAAACAAAUCUAUGAACAAAUCCAGACAGGUCAUCGAUAAUGACAAUGGAUCGCACAUGAGGCCAAUGCCAGGGAUGAUUAUCGCUGCUGUAUUCAAUAUGGAAUGA